This is a messenger RNA of Centropristis striata (black sea bass), 6351 nucleotides long. RefSeq names its product TSC complex subunit 1b (gene tsc1b). The record is from RefSeq and is a predicted model, not a curated record. Bases 426 to 4289 code for a protein of 1287 amino acids. The transcript has 22 exons. Gene Ontology annotation, biological process: negative regulation of cell population proliferation; regulation of cell cycle; negative regulation of TOR signaling. Lineage: Eukaryota; Metazoa; Chordata; Actinopteri; Perciformes; Serranidae. Gene Ontology annotation, cellular component: TSC1-TSC2 complex.
UCACGCGAAACCGCAUUACACACAUUUCAUCCUUCCACCAAUGGGGGAGAUGGGAAAAACAAUCUUAGCUUUGCAACACAGCGGAUAAUUUAGAUUUUAAAAACAACAUAACGACUUUAGAGUAAUUAUAUGUGACCCGAGACAUUUUUUUCCAGCCGUUGUUUGCGUGAAUGACAUGUAAAAAGUUGAAGCUGCGACUUGCGGAGCGCGAACUUGUGGGAUUAGUUUGCAUGCAGCCCGACAGCGGAGGCGGACUGCGGUGGGAUGGGCUGUGAGGUGUUCAAGAUGGCGGCGCCCUGUGGAGUGCAGCUACUCUAACAGAGGUGCCUGGAGACUGUAUUGGUGGGUGGCCCCAGGAGUCCUCCAGGCAGGCAGGGACAGACACCGAGAGAGCCGCUGCUUCCACCUCCAGCACUGCCACCACCAUGGCCAGGGAGCAGCCCAACGUGGGGGACCUCCUCCCACUCCUUGAGACCUCCGACCUCCACCAGCUAGAAGAGAUCAGAGGCCUCAUCAACGAGCAGCUCACCACUGAGCGAGGGUCCAUGCUGCUGAACGGGCUGGUGGACUACUUUUUGGAAACAAACUCUGCCCAGGCCAUGCAUAUCCUCUCCUCAGUCAGAGAGCCGCACGACAAGCACCUUCUGGACAAGAUGAAUGAGUGUAUGACCAAACAGGCCUGCCGGCUCCCCACCCUCACCCUGCUCGGCCAUGUAAUCCGCAAGCAGCCGUCCUGGAUCCACAAGAUCGCUCGAUACCCUCUGCUGCUGUCGCUGCUCAAAUGCCUCAAGACGGAUACGGACGUGGUGGUGCUGAUCACUGGAGUGCUGGUGCUGAUCACUCUGCUGCCCAUGAUCCCUCAAGCUGGGAAACAACACCUGUGGGAGUAUUUUGACAUCUUCGGGCGCCUGGCAUCUUGGAACCUUAAGAAUCCCGGGCACGUUUCAGAGGUUUACCUAAUCCACCUGCACGCCAGUGUCUACUCACUCUUCCACCGUCUCUACGGCAUGUACCCUUGCAACUUUGUGUCCUACUUGCGCUCCCAUUACAGCAUGAAGGAGAACAUGGAAACUUUUGAGGAAGUAGUGAAGCCGAUGCUGGAACAUGUUCGUAUCCACCCAGAGCUGGUGACAGGAACCAAGGACCACGAGCUGGACCCCACUAGGUGGAAAAAGUAUGAAAUCCACGAUAUCGUCAUCGAAUGUGCCAAAGUGUCUCUAGACCCCAAGGAGGCCUCCUGUGAGGAGGGAUACGCCACCAUGCCUGAGAACUUUUACCCCCAAAUCCACAUGCGACCACAAGACUGCACUUCCAGCCCCUACACAGACCUCCACAGCAGCUACGGAAGCUCUUCUUCGACCCCGUUCUCGACUCCACGGCAGCCGAUACCCCCGCCCCUGUCCUUGCCCCCCUUCUCAGGGACACAGUCCUCCUCCCGCAGCCCACAGACCUCCAGACGGCAGAACUCCACCUGUGAACUCAACUCUUCCUGUGGGGGGAAGGACCCUCUGUGGAGCCCCUCCUCGUUGUGUGGCAUGGCCACGCCCCCUUCCUCCAGGGGCAUGUCGCCCAACUUAGAGCUGUCCCACAGUGCCUCACAUCUUCCCAGCCGCUUCCACUGCACAUCAGGAGGAAAAGGAACGCCCGCCUCCAGCACUCCAGCCACCUCUUCCCCUCCACCCACCCUAUCAGAUGACUUCCCCAUAAUCUCCUUACCAGCCAACACAGUCCAGUCCAGUCCACCAAGAAAGGAUCGCCGACAAGGAGACAGCAGCAAGCCUGUACUGGUGAGACAGGAACCAGUGAAAGAUGCAGAGAAGAGUGCAGAAGUAGCCACAAACAGAGAUGCAGGAGCUGCUGAGAACGUCUCCAUGACUUUGACGGAGCUGUCGGUCUUCAUGAAGAAACAGGAGCUGGAGCUUCAGCUGCGAACGGAGAAAGAGAGGGAAGAGGCUGCCAUCACAGAGGAGCUGCUGAAGAUCACGGAGGAGAAGCAGGAGCUGUCGGGUCUGAGGGGCUUCGACUCUCCUUUCUAUCACACCACUGAGACUCUGACUGGCUGUCAGGCACAAGACAAGCCCCUCUCUAACACCCAGUCUGGAGGUGCCAUCAGGGACACCCACCAUGUUGUAUCGACGCCAGACAAAGGGGACACCACAGCGAGCACCAGUGGUGUUGGGAGUGAAAGAGGAGGAGGAGGAGGAGGAGGAGCAGGAGAGAGCAGGAACUCUGCCCUCGGCCUCGAGCAGUCCUGGUCCUUCCAGUCAGGUUUCACCCCCAUCGAUCACCACCUGCACCGGAGCCCCUCGGCCCCGGACGACGAGGUGGGGAAGUUCGCCAUGUUCUCUCCGAGCCCGUGCAGCAAGACGCCGGCCCCGGUGCCCUACGAGUCGUUCUUCGACCUGGCUCUGCCCAGGGCCGCCUCGCUCUUCGUGGGCCAGAAGACGUCGGAGGCGGUGCACAAGGCGGCGAUGGAGAGGCUGCUGCAGCAGGAGGAGGGGCUGGAGGACGGGGAGGAGGAAGGGGUCGUGUCGGCUUCACCACUGGAGGUGCUGGAUCGCCUUGUGCAGCAGGGGAGCGACACCCACGAUAAAGUACUCAAGAGAUUACCUUUGCCAAGUAAGUCAGCUGACUGGACGCACUUUGGAGGCUCGGCGCCGCUGGACGAGCUUCACACGCUGCGCAGCCAGCUGCUCCUGCUGCACAACCAGCUGCUGUACGAGCGCUACAAGAGGGAGCAGCACGCCGUCCGCAACCGCCGCCUCCUCCGACGCAUCAUCAACGCCACCGCACUGGAGGAGCAGAACAACGCUAUGAAGGACCAGCUGAACCUGCAGAGCGUGGACAUCGUGUCUCUGAGGGAGAGUCUGCAGGUGGAGCAGCAGCGGUACAGGCAGCUGUGGGAUGACCGGGAGACGGUGGUGACCAGGCUGCACAGUCAGAUCCGACAGCUGCAGCAGGGCCGAGACGACUACUACACCAAGAACCAGGAGCUGCAGAGCAAGUUGCAGGAGUGUCAGAAAAGGAUGGAUGAGCUGGAGGCGGAGCUUCAGAGGGCCAACAACAAGGUCUGCCACACUGGUCACCUGCUCAACCAGAUGACUAUCAAGCUGAGCAACAGUGAGAGCACCCAGCAGCAGAUGAGCUUCCUGAACAAGCAGCUGCUGCUCCUCGGGGAGGCACAUAAGCUGUCCAUGCAGGAGUUACACCACGCAGGCACCGAUAACACGAAGGAGGCCCAGAUGCUGAAGGUGUCUUAUGGGAAAGAGGUGGAGACGCUGAGGCAGAGUCUGCUGCUGCAGUGUCAGAAACUGGAGGCAGCACAGCAGAGAGUCGCCGAGCUGGAGACGCACCUCUCCAAGAAGGAACACCUCAUCGCAGAGCAGAAGAAGUUCCUCGAGGACGUGAAAUGUCAAGCAAAGGCGGAGCUGCAGGCCUCAGACAGCAGGUAUCAGGCUCAGAGGAGAAUCACUCAGCUGCUGCAGACUGAACUCCUGCAGCUCUACAGCAGAGUGGAGAUGGAGGCUCCUGCUGGCACCGCCACCAGUUCACCACCAGGGGGCAGAGCUGACCCACACACUCAUGGCGACUCCAGUGUCCUGGUGCCAGAUGGACCAAGUAAAACUCACCCCAACGAGGGCGUGGACGGUCGACCGACACACGACUCCCCUCGAGGCAACGGCAGCACUUUAUCGCCACGGCAACCAAAGGCGAGCAACUCUUCCAAGACGACGGCCAACUCCAUCAACGGCAGCCAGGACCUGGCCCCGCCCCUGCUGGUGGAGCCCUCCCUGUCCUGUCCCUACGGCAACUCGCUCACGCCGCUGCCCCCCUCGGACGCCGCGCCGAUCACCGUGGGCUCCUACCCCAGCGCCAAGAGCUUCCUGGGCAUGAGGGCUCGCGAGCUGUUCCGCAACAAGAGCGAGAGCCAGUGUGACGAAGAGCAACCUCCGACGCGGCUGGCCGGCCUCGCCCACGGCCUGAAGACUGAGCUGUGCGUGGAGCCGCCCUGCCCGGGUUAUAUCGCCCCGGCCGGCCCCGCGCCGCCCCCCAUUCCAACUCAGCCCCCGCCCCCUGCCCCGGCCCACGCCCCCGCCAUUCCUCUCACUGUGCCCACCAAGGAGCCCCCCUCUGAGCCCAAGCAGCGGGCCUCCAGCCAGGAAAGCCCUCGCAGGAAGGCCGGGGCGGCGUCAGGUGGCGGGCGGGGUCAGCUGGGUUCAGGGCGCCCCCCCCGGCAGCAGCAGCUAAAGAUCAUGGACUACAACGAAACACAUCACGAGCACAGUUAGAGACACAGGACUGAGCCGGGACGCAGGGCGGAGGCUGAGAGACUGAAGUUUAUCGAUGGAGAAGAAGCUACAAAUCAGCAAAAGAGGAAUUCAGUGUUAUUUGUUCCAUUCCUCUGAGUGGACAACAGGAUUUCCCACUAUGUUUUUUUUUUUUUUUGCCCUUUUCUUUUUAUACUGAGUCAUCCUUCUACUGGGAAGUGUUGUUACCAGUGGAGAUGCUAUUCUGAGGAAUUUGGUUACUAGACAGAGAUGCUAACUGUGAUCAAAGUUAGCUGACGGUUUAAAUGGUUCGUUCACCCAAACUACAAAAAUCCUGCCUGCCUCCAAUAAUUUAGCUUUAAUAACUGGUCUAAUUUCUGAAAUAUCUGUCUCUGAGAUUUUGUCCUCCACAACCAACACGAUGAGUAUGAAUUGAAUGUUGGUUGUGGUGCUCACGGCAGUGAAAGAUCACAUUUAAAAAAAAAAAAAAAAAGCCUCAGCAGCAACUUGUCCUUUCUUACAAUGAAGAAAUAGAAAAACAUUUUCAGUGAGGUUUCAGGAUAAUAAUAAUAAUUAAAGGUGUUAUCACCAGUCAAAGUUCACCAAAGUGGAACUCCAUGCAAUGUAACGAUUCGCCACUUUGUUCUUGUAGGAUGAAAAUAAACAGGAAUAUUCAAAAUUCUCAAUUUCACUCAUGUGACCUUGCCUUAAUGGGGACUUUUUCCCGUAAAAGUUCCUUUUACGUCUAUUGUGUUGUCUGCAGAAAAAAAAAUAUUUUAAAAAAAUUGACAAAUAACACUUAAACUAUCUAAAGCUAACAUAUAAAAAAAACACUGACCCUGUAAAAUCAAAUAAAACCCAAUCACAUUAUUCAAAAACACCAUGAGGAGCAUGAGACGUUACAUUUGUCCCGAUCAUCUGUUAGCUAGUGAUGUGCCAAUGAAGCCUCAUGAACCAUUUCCCCUUAUCUUCUGAGCCCACUAGAUGGCGAGCUUGGUUUAAAGAAAAGGGCUCAAGAAAUGGUAAAUGAGAGUGAUUUCAGCCCUUUCUUGAACAGAGAGCACCAUCUAGAGGACUCAGAAAAUAAAGAAAAUGGUUAAUGAGGCUUCAUUGGCACAUCACUACUGUUAGGAAUAUCUUGGCUUUGACCACGGACCGAAAAAGAUGUAUUUCAUAUCAGAGGAGUGCAUGUUGAGUGGAGGUGAUCAGUAUGUAGAGAUUUUGUUCUGAGGAAAAAAUGGAGUAGACUGAAUUGAAAAAAAAAACAUUUCCAUACAACACUCCAUUGAGUUUCUUUCCAAAAUAAGGUAAGAAUGUGUGCGAAUGUGCAGUCAUGUUGGUUCUCGUAUUUCAGCAAAGAUGCCAUGAGGAAAGUGUAUGAAAUUUAAAAAACUGAGGAAAUUGUAUGCAUUUUUAAGAAUUCCACAUUCUGUUGUACCUUUUAUUUUUUUAUUUAUUCAGCCAUGAAGGGUGCUCGCUCACAAGAACAUAUCCCAAAUUUGAAUCAGACCUGGCAAGUGACACAAGCCCAAGCUAUAAAAAAAAAAAAAUCCUCUUUUUUUUUUUUUCUGUUUAAGACGACCAGCUGAUCACUUUGAAGUGCCAUGCAAACAUUUGUGUUCUGGCUGAAUUCAAAUAUCUUUAAACACAAGUGUUGUUUCUCAUGUUGCGUGUACAUUCAGCUGGUAGAGCCUAGGAAACAACCCAAAACAUCUUGUCCAAUCAGGUUUCCUUCUGCAGGUUUUGACAAACAGGGACUUACCUUGUUUUUUUUUUUUCUCUGAGUAUUAGAAGUAAACUCCGGUAUUGAAAGUCGUCUAAAUCCUGUUGUCCACCGGGAACUCCUGCUGUCACUUCCUUUUGCCUCGCUAUCUAAAGCAUGUUCAACAAUCCACUUUAAAUGCCAACCGUAGUAACUACCGCAAACCAAGACAGAAGGUACAAUCAGCACAAACUGAAGAAACCAGGACUCUGACCAGAGCUGGAGAAUCUGGGAUAAAAUGGCAAAAAAGGAAGUUCUUAAAGCAGUGGCUUGUGUUUAACUGUGAACAAUAAAGAUCGUCUUCAAUGUUUUGCACUACAA